AUGGUCAUUACCCUUGAUAUUAGUUCCGUGAUACAAAACAUGGAUACCCCUAAGCUCAAAGACCAAGGAAGUUUCUUUAUCCCUUGUCAUAUAUGUACCAUGAACUUUGAGAGAGCUCUAUGUGAUUUAGAGGCUAGUGUUAGCCUAAUUCCUUUUCCCGUCUGUAAGAAGUUAGAUAUGGGGGACAUGAAAUCUACCAAUGUGUGUUUACACCUUGUCGAUAGAUCAGUUAAGUAUCCCAUAGGUAUGUUAGAGUACGUCCCAGUGAGAUUAGGAGAGUAUUAUGUUACAGUGGACUUUGUGAUGAUGGACAUCGAUAAAGAUUGUCAAAUUCCUAUAAUUUUAGUAAGGUAUUUCUUAGCUAUGGUGGGGGCCAUCAUAGAGGUCAAGAGAGGGAAGUUGACCUUUAAGGUGGGAGGUGAGAAGAUCAAGUUUAUUUUAGAAAAAUUAUUUAAGAACCCUUCUUUAAGGGACUCUUGUUGUUUGGUUGAUUUGUUAAGUGAAUAUGUUCAAGAGAAUGCACCAGAAUCUCCUCCUACCACCAAGUUGGAGGAGAGUUUACUUGAUGGUACUAAGGUUGACGAAGUUGAUACCCUAGCUAAGAGUUUUGAAUAA
Molecule: messenger RNA, 615 nt
Organism: Lathyrus oleraceus (garden pea)
Lineage: Eukaryota; Viridiplantae; Streptophyta; Magnoliopsida; Fabales; Fabaceae
Exons: 1
Coding region: 1-615 (204 amino acids)
Source: RefSeq, a predicted model, not a curated record